CUCUCGUCACUUCCCCGUGGCGGCUUCUGCCUUUUAAAAGCGCGGUGACCUCGGCUGUGAGUCAGGAACCGACAUCCACCCGGGGACAACCUGCAGGGUAUGAGUGCGGCCCCGGGCCCCUGGGCGGCGGCUGCCACCGCGGCCGUCUUCUUGCUGGGAGACUUCUUCUUCGCUUCGGGAGGCAUCGCCGCCGGAGAAGUAUCGCCAUUUCAUAUCAUCAACUUCAAUUUCGAAACCGUGCAGGUGACAUGGAAUGCCAGCAAACACACGGGGGCUAAUUUCACUUUCCGCUACAGGUUUCGCGGGGACAAUUACAGCCAAUGUCCCAGCUACCUCCUUCAGCACCGUCUCACCGUGGGCUGCGUCCUCCAGGCGAAAGGAGAUUCGGUGAUGGAUUUCUCCAUCGGGAAUGGGACCCACCUUGUUCUCUCCCACAGCACGUGGAUCAGCGAUUUCUUGAAGCCCGGCUCCCCGCGAGACCUCCAGUUCCACUGGCACGAGGGAGCCCUCACGGUGACGUGCUCCGACCUGCCGUACCGAGGCCUCCGGUACGAAGUCCAGCACAAGAGCAUCUUCGAUGAACAGUGGCAGUCCACGGAGGAAGACACCUGCAAUGUGACGAUCAAGGCCUUGGAUGCUGCCAGGUGCUACAGCUUCCGGGCCAGAGUGACGGCCAAGGAGUCCAGCUACGGCCCGCACACCUACCCCAGCGACUGGUCGGAGGUGGCCCACCGGCAGAGGGGCGAGCCGCGAGAUUCCUGCCAGAAGACACCUCUUUCCUCCAAAUUUAUUGUCGUGUACGGCAUGGUGGCCGUCCUGAUUGUCUUCCUCCUGCCCCUGACUCUGUGGAAACUGCACAGAGUGAAGAAGCUGCUGGUGCCCCGCGUGCCGGACCCCAAGGUCACCUUCCCUGGGCUCUUCGAGUCCCACCAUGGAAACUUCCAGGAGUGGAUCAAGGACACCCAGAACAUCGCCGUCUUGAGUAAGGUGGAAGACGAGGAGCAGGAGUCCAUCCUGGCAGAGCCGCUCCUGGUGCAGCUGCCCAGGACCAAGGCCGAGACGCCCGCGGCCACGGUGACAGACCCGUCGCACCCGCAGACGGUGCAGACCGCGGGGGACCCCGACCCGCUGCUCCGCCCACCCGCUCCAGGCAAGGAGCAGGUCUCUCUGGGGGGCUUCACGUUUGUGGUGGAUGACAACGCGUAUGUGACCUUGUGACGUGGCUGCGGACCCAAACCCGGCGGCAGGUGCGUGGGGUCACAGACACCCUGAGGAGAUCUUCCUGGGGACUCGAUGUCACCCCCCCCCCGUGAAGGGGACAGACACCCCCGGACCAAUGAUGCCAGCGUGCGGGGGCUCACCAAGUCCGCAGCCGCCCAGACAGUGCUGUGCCGGAGUCAGCCUUCACCCCACGGGCCACGCUGUCCCAGGGCUGGAGGCGGAUUCACCGCAGGCGGCAGAGGACCGGCUGCAGCUGGUCUUUGUUUCAGUUCCCACAUCUGCCGGGCGGACCCCUCACCCCCACCCCGAUCCUCAACGGACAGUAUUUUCCACUGGUUUUAGAGAGAGGGGAACAAAGUGCAAACAGAGACAGGGAGGAAGAGAGGGAGAAGAAAACACGGAUGGGCUGCCUCCUGUACCCACCCCGACCGGGGAUCGAACUGGCAACGUUUUGAUGUACGGGCGAUGCUCCCAUCUGCUAAGCCACCCGGCCAGGGCGUGGUCGAAGCCCAGGCUUAUCUGACAGCCCCUUCCCUCCCCUACACCCUCCACAUCCCCCCCUUCUCUGCACGAACACUUGGAAGCAAUUUCCUGGAUCUUUUGCUUCCUGGAACCUAUACCGGGCAAAGCGGCCAGAAGCUCUGGGCCUGGAAGGCCCCCUCGUUCAGCAGAGGCAGCCAGCCACCCGGCCCUUGCUCUUUCUGCCGGGCAACACCCCCUGGGCAAGAAUUGGGGCAUUUCCUUCUGGAGACUUUGUUCCGCGGGUGAUGGCAGAGUCACUGGAAGCAUUAAUCCCCAUGGAGUGGGCCUCGCCGUUUUUAGGUGGCCCCUGCAAUCCAGAGACAAAAGCACCAGGUUGUCAUGAGAACUAUCUCGGGGCCCACAUCAGCGCCCGAUGCAAGGAGAUAGAAGAGAACGUGUUCACUGUUAUCUCCUGGGCUUCGCGGCUGCACAGGAAGUGCUGUAGAUGGUUCAGAUCUGGGUUUGCUCAGCCCGCGCGGCUCUUCCUUCUCUCCGGGCGCGCAGUGCUGCAAAUAAACGUCGAUCGCACACUUGGACGCUGUGUGUGUUCUUGGGAAAAUACAAUGAGAGAGAGAGAGGGGAAAAAAACCCAAAAACCCACGCCCCAAAGCCUGUCGGCGCAGGACACCAGGGAGAGCACCGUUUAGUAUUGAAAUAGCCGAGGCGCGUCCCCCGGCCACCCACGGAGCAACAGCAGGCAGUGAAAGCCGCUCACCCGCUUUCACGGCCGAGCAACCCCUUCCAUUGCUGUUCUCCAGAGGAAAAAUAAAUAAACACCUCGUUUUCUCCGAUCUUUUGGACUGAGCGUGUGCGGCGAUGCGGAGGCAGCGCAGGUUGGUGGCGCGCCUUCCUCUUGCGGAGAGGAGACAGGGUCGCUGCUUCCCCACCGUCCAACGGCAGGGCGCGCUCCUGGUCUGGGUGGGUGUGUGGUCCGCGGUCAGAAGGUGGGACCUGAGACCCCAGCCAGCGGACUCUGCGUGCGCCCCGCUCCCCGCUGCCCCGGCUGCACCUAAACCUUGUUUCUGGGCCCCCACGAGCCUUCAGCACAUCGCGCUUGCG
Artibeus jamaicensis (Jamaican fruit-eating bat) is the source of this 2802-nucleotide messenger RNA. RefSeq names its product cytokine receptor like factor 2 (gene CRLF2). The transcript has 8 exons. Gene Ontology annotation, biological process: cytokine-mediated signaling pathway. Bases 100 to 1218 code for a protein of 372 amino acids. The record is from RefSeq and is a predicted model, not a curated record. Gene Ontology annotation, cellular component: external side of plasma membrane. Gene Ontology annotation, molecular function: protein binding; cytokine receptor activity. NCBI's taxonomy places the organism in Eukaryota, Metazoa, Chordata, Mammalia, Chiroptera, Phyllostomidae.